UUUUUUGCAAGGGGCUGACUUUUUUCAACCAAAUUGUAUCGCCUGUCAAGAAUUUUCAUGUAACUCUUGGAAACCUGCUGCAGAGUCUUCCCUAUUUGCUAUUCAGUCCUGUUUUCUUCUCCCUUUAGCAGGUUGAAGUUCAUGAGUUCGCCCAGCCUCAGUGAUCUGGGCAAGAGAGAGCAGGCAGCCUUGGAUGAGCGGGGGACCCAGCAGCGACGGGCCUGCUCCAACGCUACCUGGAACAGUAUCCACAAUGGAGUAAUAGCGGUGUUCCAGCGUAAGGGUCUCCCGGACCAUGAACUUUACAACCUCAAUGAAGGAGUCAGGCAAUUAUUGAAAACAGAACUGGGAUCCUUUUUCACUGAAUAUCUACAGAAUCAGCUCCUCACAAAAGGCAUGGUCAUCCUAAGGGACAAGAUCCGGUUUUAUGAAGGGCAGAAACUACUCGAUACCUUAGCUGAAACCUGGGAUUUUUUCUUCAGUGAUGUCCUGCCCAUGCUUCAGGCUAUUUUCUAUCCUGUGCAGGGGAAGGAGCCCUCAGUUCGGCAGCUGGCUCUUCUGCACUUUAGGAAUAUAAUUACCCUCAACAUUAAAUUGGAAGAUGCAUUAUCACGUUCCAGAGCCAGAGUUCCACCUUCUAUUAUUCAGAUGCUGUUAAUACUCCAGGGGGUUCAUGAGUCGAAAGGUGUGACUGAAGAUUAUUUGAAACUGGAAUCCCUGAUCCAGAAAGUCGUUUCGCCUUACUUGGGCACAUACGGUCUGUAUUCCAGUGAUGGACCCUUCACGCACUCUUCCUGUAUCUUGGAGAAGCGGUUCUUCAGGCGUUCAAAAUCGGGUGACAUCCUUGCCAAGAACCCCGUGGUACGAUCGAAAAGCUACAACAAUCCACUGCUGACGCCAGUGGCCGAGUAUGAAACUGAGGGCAUGGCUGCCAAUGGAACGGGCAUCCGAAGGCACUCUGUUUCGGAAAUGACCUCCUGCCUGGAGCUACAGGGGUACUCCAACCUCACCACCAUCAUGGACAACGGUUCCAAGAGCUCCAUGACGGCCACGAAAAGCUCUCUGUCAGGGGACCAGGAGAGGCCCAGCACCGGGUCAGUGCAAUGCUCUAGCAAACUCAGCACGGUUGAGCAACAGAAAGGACUCUUCCACUCGAUGGACGACCCACAUAGGUCUUUUGAGCUGGACAGGGACCCUUCCUUGAUUCCAGUUCCUUCUUCCAGCCCUGAGAACAUAGUGGAUCAGAUUUUGGAGUCGAUCGACUCUGAUUCUGAAGGCAUUUUUAUUGAUUUUGGCCGAGGCUGUUCCAAUUCAUCAGCAUACAAUGUGGAUGUGAACAGACAGAGCAUCAUGUGAAGGACAUUGGGAGACAAACCUUGGGUUUUAAUAUUAUAUAUGAAAGUUACUAACGCAUUGAGUCGGACUAUGGGCAAGCUAUAUAUGUCUAGGGCAGAACCUCUGUUGUAGGUCAUCACAGCUGUACUGAAGUACACAAAAGUUUACAGCAGGCGGGAAUCUGCUGCGAGGGGGAAGAAACUCCAACCACUUCUCCCUGUCCCUGUCACUCUGCAGUCAGAUUUCUUAUUGUCUUUAUAAACUUAGGGGUUCACAAGCUGACAAGUGUCUGGUAAAAUGCUAAAAACACAGCUGGCAGUGUUCGUUCAGUAAAACAGCCUAGCAAAUAGCUGUGUUCACUUUAAAUUUUCU
Molecule: messenger RNA, 1707 nt
Organism: Pygoscelis adeliae (Adelie penguin)
Lineage: Eukaryota; Metazoa; Chordata; Aves; Sphenisciformes; Spheniscidae
Gene: PRR5
Product: proline rich 5 (renal)
Exons: 9
Coding region: 142-1356 (404 amino acids)
Biological process (GO): TORC2 signaling
Cellular component (GO): TORC2 complex
Source: RefSeq, a predicted model, not a curated record